AUGCACACCUCCAACUCAAUCAAGUUUGCAGACGACACAACAGUAGUGGACUUGAUUACCAACAACGACAAGACGGCCUACAGGGAGGAGAUGAGGGCAAUCGAAAGGGUGGUGCGGUCUGCUCAACGCAUCACAGGGUUCAAACUACCCACCCUCCAGGACAGCUACAGCUCCCGAUGUCACAGGAAGGCCAAAAAGAUCAUCAAAGAUGACAACCACCCAAGCCACUGCUUGUUCACCCUGCUACAACCCCAAAAGGUGGACACCGAGACUGCAUCUUGUGUGACUAGGAGACACAGCGAGCAGAGCAGACCGGGAGAUAAAGGAACCGCGGGCGAAGACAUUGUUAUUUGUAACUUCCGGGGCUCAGUAUGUCAGGCCCUGGUUCUGGAGAUAGGAGAGACGGUGCAGAUCCUGGAGAAGAGUGAAGGUUGGUACAGAGGGUUUUCCACCAAGAAGCCUUCAAUCAAGGGUAUAUUCCCAACCAACUAUGUGCACCUGAAGAAAUCCACAGUCACCAACAGAGGGCUGUGUGAGACGGUGGUGCCUCUGGAAGAUCCCAUUAUCACUGAGACCACCUCCACCCUGCAGGAAUGGGGCGUGCUGUGGAAGCAACUCUACGUGAAGCACAAGGUGGACCUGUUCCACAAGCUGCGUCAUGUGAUGAAUGAGCUCAUUGACCUGCGCCGGCAGCUCAUCCAGGGUCACCUGGCCCAGGACCAGACCAGAGAGAUCAAACGCCACAUAACCGUGCGCCUGGACUGGGGCAACGAGCACCUUGGCCUGGACCUUGUUCCUAGAAAGGAGUUUGAAAUGGUGGAUCCGGAUCAUAUCAGUGCAUCUGAACUCUACAAAAUGCAUGCAUCCAGCAGACACUGUGGCCAGCCAAGCACAAACCAGUGUUCGUCGUCCGAUCGUUCUCAGGGCGACAGCGUGCGUCAGCGCCAUGGAGACGGUUGCCGUGUUCCGGUGCAACACCACCUCUUCAUCAACCUGAAGAGUUUCACCUACAACACCAUCAGCGAGGAGGCAGAUGUCUUCUUCUCCCUCUACGACACCCGUGACAACAAACAGAUCAGUGAGAAGUUUAUGGUGAGACUGAACAAAAGUGGAGGACCAAAGAACCCAGAGAAGGUGGACCGUCUGUGUGCUCUCUUCACGGAUCUGAGCAGUAAAGACCUGAAGAGAGACCUGUACAUUGUAGCACAUGUCAUACGAACUGGUCGUAUGUUGUUGAAUGACUCAAAGAAGGGUCCACCCCACGUGCAGUACAGGAGACCGUACGGCUGUGCUGCUCUGGCCAUGAGUGACGUGUUUCACACCAUCACAGACCUCCAAGAGGAGAAGGACUUUGUGCUCAAAGUUUACACAUGUAAUAAUGAGAACGACUGGUUUCAGAUCCACGAGAACAUCAUCCGCAAGUCUAGUACCAAGUACUCAGCUCCUAGCACCAACUAUGGCCUCAUCAUCUCUCUACAGCUGCUGCGGGGGGAGCUGGAUCAGAUCAGGAGGGAGAAUCAUGCUGUGUUCAGCAGGUCCCUGGCCAUCAUGCGCAAACUCGGCUUCUCUGAUGUCAUCAUGCCAGGUGACACUCGUAAUGACCUGUACCUGACCCUGGAGCGUGGGGACUUUGAGAGGGGGGGCAAGAGUGUCCAGAAAAACAUUGAGGUCACUGUCUAUGUGCUUUACGCUGAUGGGGACACACUCAAGGACUGUAUCAGUCUGGGUAGUGGGGAGCCAAACACAAGUGAGCACCGGUCCUUUGUCCUCUACCACAACAACAGCCCUCGCUGGAGUGAGAUGAUCAAACUACCCAUCCCCAUAGACCGCUUCAGAGGAUCACACCUGCGCUUCGAGUUCAGACACUGCUCCACUAAAGACAAAGGGGAGAAGAAGCUGUUUGGUUUUUCCUUCACUCCUUUGAUGAGGGAGGAUGGGACCACGCUAUCAGAUGAGAGCCAUGAACUCUAUGUCUAUAAGUGUGAUGAGAAUGCAACGUUCAGUAACCAGGGCCUGUACCUGAGCAUGCCCUGCUGUAAGGAGGACUUCAACAGCUGCCCCAACCUGCCCUCCACCCUGCCCUUCCAGAGGAACCCCAAGGAGACCUUCUGGGUCUCCACACAGCUUUGCUCCACCAAGCUCACCCAGAAUGUGGACCUCCUGGCCCUACUGAACUGGAAAGCCCACACUGACCGGGUGUUGGACAUCCUGGGCAGACUACGCCACAUCAACGGAGAGGAGAUUGUCAAGUUCCUACGAGAUGUCCUGGAUACACUGUUUUGUCUCCUGGAUGACAACACCGAUAAAUACGGACCACUGGUUUUCCAGUCAUUGGUGUUUAUCAUCAACCUUCUCAGGGACAGUCGUUUCUACCACUUCCGGCCUGUAAUGGAGGCCUACAUACAGAACCACUUUGCAGGAGCUCUGGCCUACAAAGAGCUAAUCCGCUGUCUGAAGUGGUACAUGGACCGCUCUGCUGAGGUUGUCAGACAGGACCACAUCCAAGAGGCCAUGAAGGCUUUGGAGUACCUGUUUAAGUUCAUUGUCCAGUCUCGGAUCCUGUACUCACGGGCGACCUGUGGUAUGGAGGAGGACCAGUUCAGAGCCAGCAUCCAGGAACUCUUCCAGUCCAUCCGCUUUGUGUUGAGUCUGGACAGCCGCAGCUCUGAGACCCUCGUCUUCACACAGGCGGCGUUGUUGAACAGUUUCCCAGACAUUUUUGACGAGCUGCUGCAGAUGUUCACAGUGCAGGAGGUGGCUGAGUACGUCCGGGGCACGCUGGGGAGCAUGCCCAGUACGGUGGACAUCGGCCAGUCUAUGGACGUGGUCAAACUGCAGUCCAUCGCCCGCACCGUCGAGAGCAGGCUCUUCUUCUUCCCUGAGUCUCGUAGUAUCUUGCUGCCGGUGGUCCUGCAUCACAUCCACCUGCACCUACGCCAGCAGAGGGAGCUGCUGAUCUGCUCAGGAAUUCUCACCAGCAUCUUCUCCAUCAUCAAGACCAGCUCUAUGGAGUCUUCUGUGCAGGAGGAGGUAGAGAUGAUGGUGGAGAGCCUGUUGGAUGUUCUGCUCCAGACUCUGUUGUCCAUCAUGUCCAAGUCUCAGUCUCUGGAGACGGCUAGGGGGCAGCGCUGUCCCCAGUGCACCGCUGAGAUCACGGGGGAGUAUGUGUCCACUCUGCUGUCUCUACUCAGACAGAUGUCAGAGAUCCACUUCCACCACCUGCUCAACAACUUCCACAGCAAAGAGGAACUCAAGGAGUUCCUGUUGAAGAUCUUCUGCGUGUUCCGGAACCUGAUGAAGCUCACCAUCUUCCCCCGAGACUGGAGUGUCAUGCGGCUACUGACCAGUCAUGUCAUUGUGGCGACAACACAGUACCUGUCUCCAGCGUUACACAAGAACUUCUCAGAGGCGGAUUUUGACUUCAAGGUGUGGAAUUCCUUCUUCAGCCUGACGGUCCUGUACAUCAACCAGCCCAGUCUGCAGUUGGAGCCCUUGACCCAGGCCAAGAGGAAGAAGGUCCUGGACAAGUAUGGAGAUAUGCGGGUGAUGAUGGCCUAUGAGCUCUUCAGCAUGUGGCAGAAGCUUGGUGAGAAUAAGCCUCACUUUAUCCCUGGAAUGAUGGGUCCGUUCCUGGGAGUGACGCUGGUGCCUCAGUGCGAAGUCCGGAAUAUCAUGAUCCCCAUCUUCCAUGACAUGAUGGACUGGGAGCAGAGGAAGAACGGCAACUUUAAGCUGGUGGAAGCAGAGUUGAUGGACAAGCUGGAGAGUAUGGUGGCUGAUGGGAAAGGGGACGGCAAUCACAGAGAGCUCUUUGGCCUGCUGACCCAGUUGUUUGGGCCUUACCCCAGCCUACUGGAAAAAAUUGAGCAGGAAACAUGGAGAGAGACAGGCAUUUCGUUUGUCACCUCCGUCACGAGACUGAUGGAGCGCUUGCUAGACUACAGGGACUGUAUGAAAGGAGAUGAGAUGGAGAACAAGAAAAUGGGUGGUUCUUCCAACCUCAUGAACUUCUACAAGUCAGAGAUCAACAAGGAGGACAUGUACAUCCGCUACAUCCACAAGCUGUGUGACCUGCACCUGCAUGCAGAGGACUACACGGAGGCAGCAUUUACCUUGCUGCUGUACUGGGAGCUGCUGCACUGGGAGGACCGACCCCUCAGAGAGUUCCUCCACUACCCCACACAGAGCGAGUGGCAGCGCAAAGAGGGCCUCAGCCGCAAAGUGCUCCACUACUUUAACAAGGGAAAGUGUUGGGAAUAUGGAAUAUCACUCUGCCGGGAACUGGCUUUCCAGUAUGAAACCUUAUAUGACUACCAGAGCCUGAGCUGGAUACGGAAAAUGGAGGCUGCGUACUAUGACAACAUCAUAGAACAGCAGAGGAUUGAACCAGAGUUCUUUAGGAUGGGCUUCUAUGGCAGAAAGUUUCCUUUUUUCCUCAGGAAUAAGGAGUUUGUUUGCCGGGGAUAUAACUAUGAACGACUGGAGGACUUUCAGCAAAGGAUGCUGGGAGAAUUCCCACAUGCCAUUGCCAUGCAGCACCCCAACCAACCAGAUGACGCCCUCCUACAAAGUGAUGUUCAGUACCUGCAGAUCUAUGCGGUUACCCCAGUGUCAGACAUCACUGACGUGCCUCAGCUGGAGCGCGUACCCGAGAGGAUCAAGAGCUUCUACCGCAUUAACAAUGUCACUCGCUUUCACUAUGACAGACCCUUCCACAAGGGACCCAAGGACAGGGAGAAUGAGUUCAGGAGCCUGUGGAUCGAGAGAACCACCCUGAUUCUGUCUCGUCCUCUCCCUGGCAUAUCCCGCUGGGCUGAGGUGGAGAGGAGAGAACUGUUGGAGGUGAGCCCUCUGGAGAAUGCCAUCUACGUGGUGGAGAAUAAGACCCAGGAGCUGCGGACCCUGAUUAGCCAGUACCAGAACAGACAGCACCAUGGCAACAUUAACCCCCUCAGCAUGCUGCUCAACGGGGUCAUAGACGCUGCCGUCAAUGGGGGCAUUGCCAGAUACCAGGAGGCGUUCUUUGAAAAGGACUACAUGAACAGCCACACAGAGGACACAGAGAAGAUCACUCAGCUCAAAGACUUGAUGCAGGAACAGGUUCACAUCCUUGGAGUGGGGCUGGCUGUCCAUGAGAAGUUGGUGCACCCAGAAAUGCGUCCCCUGCACAAAAAGCUGAUAGAUCAGUUCCACAUGAUGAGGACUGGUUUACAUCAGUGUUAUGUGGCCCAGCAGGGGUUGCCAGCAGCCUGCACUGGAGUCAACAAUCCCAGAGGCAUCCUGACCACUCACAGCCACAUGAGCCCAGAAAGUGUCCGUCUGAUUCACAGACACAGCCCUAUGAACCUGCAGGGUUCUAUCCGUCAGUCCUCCUCCUCCCUCUCUUCUCACACCUCCAGCGAGGCGGGAGGAAACCUGGUCAUCCUGACAGACGGCCUAUUGGGAGAGCACCCUGAGGACACGGCUCACAUGGAGCCAAGCCCCUCCUCCUCCAGUCUGAGCUCCAUUCGGUCCACCUCCUCCCAGGUUAUUAACUCUGCCCCAUCUAGUGCCAGAGGCUCUCCGUCCCUGCCGGAUAAAGCCAAACACAACCGGGAGGUGAUGCUGCUGCCGCCUCAACAGAGAGUCAACAACACCAUGUACUACACCAUGACUGAGAACGGACAGAGCAACCAUCAGCAACGUGCCUUACUCCAGCAAGUGAACCCCUGUAAGCCGUGUGUUGACCCUCCCAUGAACUUGCCAGAGAAAGUGUUCCCUAGUGGCCCGAGCAGCUGGAGUCUAGAUGGCGAGGGCAGGGAGACAGUGCCCUACAUCCAGGGACCUACAGGGGGCAUCAUCAUGCCCCCUGUCCCACCCAGGUCCUUCCCACCAGGUCACUUCCUGAUGCACUUUGAUGCGUUCCACCACCAGAACAGUGACCCACCCCCGGCACUGCCUGUUCGCUCUCUCAGAAAGUCUCCUCUCCACCCCAUACCUGGCUCCCCCACUAGUCCUCAGUCAGCCCUGGGGGGCAGUAAUUCCACCCUCUCGGGCAGUGCCAGCAGCGGGGUCUCCUCUCUGAGUGAGAGUAACUUUGGGGCCCAGUACCCCGAUGCCCAAACUGUGCGGAAUGACGCCAUGGAGCCCUUACCCAGCCACCUGUGGACCCCUGAUGAGUACCUGGCCUCUCCCUAUCUGCACAUCCACUACAGUGGGCCAGAACCAGAGUCCCUCGACCAUGUCCGACCCUUUCACUACCGUAACCCUGUCUCACACCUCCCCCAAUCCCAAACUCACUUCCACCCCCACUCUCACCACCAACCGGCCAUCCUUGACGGCCACCCUCAUCCCCACGGGCCCACCCACCACCAGGUACCCCUCCACGGCCCACACCACAUUCCUUACCGGCGCCCUCAGCCCCCAGCUGUGCCCCCCAAGCCCUACCUGAGGGAAGGGUGCAUCCCUGAGGAGGACCUGAGCUCCCUGGUGCCCCAGCCCAUCCCCCUUCCUCGGAGGAUCUUCCAUCCCCAUAGCCACAGAGAGGAGCUAGCCAAGGCUGCCUGGGAGCAGUGCAUCAGCGAGGAGCACGAGGAGACACCAUGAGGAGACUACAGGGCUGGGCCUCUUGGUACAUCUUACUAGUCUAAAGUGGCUCCCUUCCUGUUGUCUCCUUGCCAUCAUCUGUAUUGAUGUGAAAGAACAUGGGCUGGUGAAUCAUGCAAAUACAUUGUAGGCAUUAAAAAUAUUGCUGUCAUCCAUCCCAUGUUUUUAUAUCAGAGCAGAUGAAGGGGAGAGGAAGCCACUUUAGACUAUUGAGUUACACCUUCACUCUCCCCAGUGUAUUCAGUCUGAUUCUGAAUGGAUGAAGCAGCAUCAUAGGAAUUAAUAAGGGAAUAGUAUCUGUUGGACAAUAUGACCGAUAAUAAUCACUUUGUUUAAAUAGAUGUUGACUGUACACUGUUGUACAACUAGUCUGUGAGCAUGUUUAUUUUAAUUUGAGAACAUUAUACAGGCGUUUUGUGAAACAUGACGAUCCUCAUCAACAUGAUCAACCCAUACGAACCCCAAAUAGAAUCCCCCUCCCUUUUCCACAACGAAAGGCAACUGCACAAAGUUAUACUCUUAGUAAAGUCAUGAUGACUUUUCUGCUUUUAAUACUCCAUAUAUCUAUCCUAUUAUUUUGAUACACUUGCUACAGUAUGUAUGGGGUUUUCAAAUGGACUUUCCAUCCUCUGAUUUACAAAACGCUGUAUAGUGCUUCACCAUAUGACAUUCUCCAAUCUUCUGUUCUAUUCUGCUACCUGCUUGUCAUUGAAUGCAGGUCUGUUGUUUGGACCUGGGUCACUCUUCUUGACCAAAGCCUCUAGGGACAUAUAAAACCUCAGUUUAGGAUUAUCCCUCCAUACAGUACGUAUGGAAAACAAUGUGAAUGUAUUCAAACAAGAUGUGCUGUUUUGUAUGACACAAGUGGCAGGUCUUCUUUUCUGUUCAUGUGAAGUUGUCUUUAUUACAGUCUUCUUGCCUUUUGUGUAACAGACUGAAAUAUCUCAUGAGAGGAGCGUGAAUGUGACCCAGACUGACAGAGCUGAUAAAUCCCUGGGAGGACUACAAGGGAGGGUUGGGAUUGUCCGGUGCCACAGAGAGCUCUGGAACAACAGCGAGUUCCCAAUGUCAGUUGCACAGGUUGAGUUGGACUCCAUAAGACUGGAUUGUUCCUUGAAAGGAGAUAGUGAUGGAGAAAAUGAACCAUGGUGAAAACAUCCUUAACCCUCAACUAGGAGUAAGAUGAGAAGUAGCGAAGAAUAAUGGCUCAACAGUACCUCAACCACCUACUGGACUAACUAUACUCGUAAAAACAGUUAUCACACCCUCUCUCUGCCUCUCUAUGUUUCAAGACCAUGUCAAUUAACAAGUAAUACAUAUGGACUGUGUGUAAAAGGACUAAAGGCAAUGACAUUGCUCCUGUCAGUUACCUGUUCUACACUCACCGUCACCCCCCUCUGCCCACCGAAUGGCAAAUCCAAACUCCCUCAAACAGUGUUCUAAAACAACUACCUGCCUUAAGUGCACUGAAAUGCAGUAUCAGUCUCUCAUUCUGACACCUCCCUUGACUGUUUCUGUGAAGCUCAUGAAAUGACAGCGCUCAUUUUUUCAUCACGUUCUCUACGCUUUCCGAACAAACCUCAUGAUAUCUACAUCUGUUUUGUCCUGCCUUGGUUUGUAGAGCUACAGUAUACUUAGUUUUUGCUUACAGUUUCUCUUCACUCUGAUCUGCAAUAGAGAGAUGUUUGUGUGUACAGAGGAGGAGUAUGAGAAGCUCAGACAGGACCAUGAGGUUGACCUCCUUGGGCAAUGAAAGUACAACAGACAGUGUUUGCUGAGAUGUAAUGUAUAACCAACCAGUGGGUUGGAAGGUGGAGGUUACUGUUAAAAAAUACAGGUCUUUGUUUCCCCGUGUAGUUUUUUUUGCAGGUGAAUGCUUUGCUUUGUGUUCUUGCACAUUAGGUUGUCCACUGAUCAGACAACAUUUAUUUUUGUAUGCAGGUACAUCCAGUUGUGAGGACAUAGUUCACCGAUGUCUCAUGGAAGGAUGCAGGGUAUGUUUUGCAGACUGUGGAAUUAGUAUGGAAGAACAGAACUAUGGAUCAAAUAUAAGAUGAAAGUCAGACGUAUGGGGAGGCUGAUGUUUGUGUGAAGAGGAGCGAUACUCAGAUCAAAUAUAGGUACAAUAGAAUUUUUCAAUGUAAAUUCUGUUACUGUACAUACAGCGGUAUUGAAAUAUUUUUGAAAAUUAUUGCAGCCCCCCCCCCUAAAAUAAUUUUAUUGUUGUUUUGUGUAAAUACAUGUACUCCAGAAAUCGAUGUAAUUGAUGAAUAUCUAUAAUCAAUGUUUAAAGAAGACAAAUACAUUAGACUGUGGUUGUCUGCAUUGUUCUUGACUUCAAGUCUUCAAAUAUAAAUACUUUAUACACUUUUCAAUGUGCUUUCUUGUACAGAUGGUGUUAGCAUGAUCAAACAGUGUUUGGUUGUAAAGGUGGUUUUCCUACUCCCAUAACUGCUGUGGUAUGGAUUCAUUAACAAUGCCAAACAUUAAAGACAAUCUUUUAUCA
This is a messenger RNA of Oncorhynchus nerka (sockeye salmon), 9091 nucleotides long. Its product is annotated as dedicator of cytokinesis protein 3-like. Gene Ontology annotation, molecular function: small GTPase binding; guanyl-nucleotide exchange factor activity. Gene Ontology annotation, biological process: small GTPase-mediated signal transduction. Gene Ontology annotation, cellular component: cytoplasm; plasma membrane. The record is from RefSeq and is a predicted model, not a curated record. Lineage: Eukaryota; Metazoa; Chordata; Actinopteri; Salmoniformes; Salmonidae.